Molecule: messenger RNA, 1928 nt
Organism: Hypoxylon trugodes
Lineage: Eukaryota; Fungi; Ascomycota; Sordariomycetes; Xylariales; Hypoxylaceae
Product: molybdopterin binding domain-containing protein
Exons: 7
Coding region: 348-1337 (329 amino acids)
Source: RefSeq, a predicted model, not a curated record
AAGACAAUAGUAGGCUACUAUGUAUGCCGAGGUUGAUCCGUACCUAGGUAGGUACCGGUGGGCGGGCAGUUGCCUACCAAGAAAUACGCCUAAGUUCCAAGGAAGGACCGCCGGAUGGAGGAGGGGCGGCCGCCUUACGCCUACACCUACGCCUGACGCCCGCUCAGUUAAACCCGUUCAUUCGUACCUGCCUACCCCGAAAAACCAUUCGAUCUUUGCAUUUAAUUGCACUCAGAAAAACUCGCCGAAUUGCAUCUUGCUUACUACUGCAGGUCAUCCUUAACGGUGCAGAGAAGUGGAAAAAGGCUAUUACAUAAUACCUAAGUACAUACCUUAAGGUUGUUCCCAUGAUCUCGCGAUUAUCACAAAUCUCGCGACACCUCUCGAGAUCCGCACCCAAUUUUAAUCGUUUAUCUGCUACGGCGACAUCAGGAUUUAGGACCGGCGGUCUUUCGUCAAGAAUCAUGGCUUCGGCGGAUGAGAAUAACAAGAAGACUAUACAUACGGCGGCCUGCCUAAUUAUCGGCGAUGAGGUGCUUGGAGGGAAGACAACCGAUACCAACUCGGCUUAUAUGGCCAAGUGGUGCUUUUCUCUAGGCAUAAAUUUGAAGCGAGUCGAGGUUAUCGAAGAUGACGAAGAUGAGAUUGUUGAGGCUGUGCGUAGGAUGAGUGAUCGCUACGACUUUGUUGUUACCAGUGGCGGCAUAGGACCGACACAUGAUGACAUCACCUAUCAAUCUAUCGCCAAAGCGUUCGGACUGAAGCUUAUACUGCACGAUGAGGCGUAUGCACGGAUGAAGAAGCUUAGCAGGCCUAACAAGGCUCAGCCCAAUUUCAGCUGGGACGUCGAUUCACCAGCUAAGACUGCGCGGCUCCGAAUGGUUCGGUUACCGAUUGACGAAUCUCGCGAACUAUCGAAACAAGUCAUAUUUACCCGCGACGACCUUUGGGUUCCUAUCUCCGUGGCAAACGGAAAUAUCCACAUUCUACCGGGAGUACCGAAAUUAUUCGAGUCCCUCCUUGAAGGCGUCAAGCCGUUCGUAGUCGACAGAUUGGUAGACCCGGAUGGCAAAGGAAUCGCUAGAGUUAUUAUCUCUACACCGUUGCCUGAGAGCGCCGUCGCCGAUUAUCUCACCGAACUAGCGGGCAAGGUCGCAGCCAAGGGUGUGAAAGUCGGAAGUUAUCCUCGAUGGGGCAAGAAGAAUAACACCAUCACUCUAGUCGGAAGGGAUAGAGAUUACCUCGAGAGCCUUGUUCCGGAGGUGGUUACGAAUGUCAAGGGAAGGCGAAUUCACGUGGAAGGAGAGGAUGAUGAUGAACCCGAGGCAGCAUCCUAGCAGUGGCUCGAUUAUUUACUGUGAGCCAGGAUGAACAUAUACGGAGCAUUUGAUAUUUCGGCAUAUCCCCCCGCGUUGCGUUCAUGGAUGGAGAAGGUAUUAGCAUGAUCUUCGGUGGUCGUGCAGCUAGCUCGGCGAUUUUUGUCUAGGCUCCCUCUCCCCGCGAAUAGCUUCCCUAACUAAUUAUCCCUUACUCGGACCGCUUCCGGUUUGAGGGGGCUAUUGGCCAAAAUGAACUCAUUAAGCGAUGUACAAAUCAUAGGAUUUAGCAUCUGCAAUUGUCAAUAGACUUAAAUACGUAGAGUGGCACGCGUACAAAUCCGAGCAAAUGAGAAUUUUGAUGUUUCUCCGAAGAAUAUCAAACACGUUAUUAGUAAUAACUACCCGGAUACUUGAGUAGGUAUCUGAUAAACAUUGAGUUGGAAUCAUGAGAUCUUUCCCCCUUCACUACAAGAAGAGCGAGCUAUUUCUGUGUUCGCGGGGUUAGAUAUCCCUGCUGGGGUAGGAAAAGGCGUUUCUCGACAAUUCCGGUUAGAGGAUCAUGCUUCAUGACACCCACAUGCAUACUAUAGUAGUUACAUGUAGAUACGC